AUGCCAUCAUCGACCCGUGCUAAGACGGCUAAUGCUGCAGCCACAACCGCUGUCGCUGGAGCAUUUCCGCAACACCUAGUUCCACAGACGUCGUUGAGAACGCUCGUGGAACCCGAAGACGAUGGACCAAGCGCGCAGAUAUCGCGCGAAACGGCUUAUAAGCAGCCGCAUGCACCGGACAGCGCUCAACAGCAGCCUAACGGACCCUCCGACGACGAUGACCCGUCCUCCGAGGAUGAUGAAGACGACGGCAACGACAGCGAUGCUGAAGAAAGAGACGGCUCUGAGGAUGACGAUCCUCCAAGGGCCUCCAGUGCCCGCAGCACAUCCUCAGCACGCCGUCUAAAGAGCCGGUCGCCUAUCCUGGGCACCGACAUCCCCAAGGAUAGCAAGAAGCGCAUUAAGCACGCAUUCCGUGCUAUCAAGCGCAGUAGAGACUACGCACGGGUAGAGAGACUCACCGGCGCGCCCACCUAUCGUCAAUGGCGAGAAAACAUCUCCGCAGCCCUCGAACAGGAUAGCCUGAUGAGCAUCCUCGACGGCACCAUCAAGGAACCCCCGCAGGACCACGACCUUCGAUUCGAAUGGGAAUCCAUCAAUAUCCGCGCUGGAAGAGUCCUACUAAGCACUGUCUCAAAGGAGAUAAACAAGGACCUCGCGCAGUACUAUCUACGGCCACGCUUCAUCUGGAAGCAGAUCAAUUCUCAGCACUCCGUCUCAGACAUCCAGACGACGCGCGACGGUUUCGACGCACUCAGACGUACGGUUAUCAGCCGCUGCUCUGGAGUAGCAGAUUACGUCCAUAAGAUCGAGCAAGCAUGCGAAUAUGCGCAGACAGGACGCCCCCGGAACACCGAUUGGGAGAUCAACCGAUGCUGGCACCUCCUUACCAACCUAGACACGCCUAGAUAG
Penicillium cinerascens is the source of this 912-nucleotide messenger RNA. RefSeq lists its product as uncharacterized. NCBI's taxonomy places the organism in Eukaryota, Fungi, Ascomycota, Eurotiomycetes, Eurotiales, Aspergillaceae. The transcript has a single exon. The record is from RefSeq and is a predicted model, not a curated record. Bases 1 to 912 code for a protein of 303 amino acids.